Molecule: messenger RNA, 452 nt
Organism: Raphanus sativus (radish)
Lineage: Eukaryota; Viridiplantae; Streptophyta; Magnoliopsida; Brassicales; Brassicaceae
Product: 60S ribosomal protein L37-2
Exons: 5
Coding region: 21-308 (95 amino acids)
Biological process (GO): translation
Cellular component (GO): cytosolic large ribosomal subunit; ribosome
Molecular function (GO): structural constituent of ribosome; RNA binding
Source: RefSeq, a predicted model, not a curated record
UCGUACUCGCAUCCGCUGCAAUGACGAAGGGAACGGGGAGUUUCGGAAAGAGGAGGAACAAGAGUCACACUCUCUGUGUGAGAUGUGGCCGUCGCAGUUUCCACAUCCAGAAGAGCCGUUGCUCCGCCUGUGCUUACCCCGCCGCUCGCAAGAGAACCUACAACUGGAGUGUGAAGGCAAUCCGUAGAAAGACCACAGGAACUGGAAGGAUGAGGUAUCUUCGCAAUGUGCCUCGCAGGUUCAAGACCGGUUUCAGAGAAGGUACUGAAGCCAAGCCAAGGAACAAGUCAGCAGCUUCAUCAGCUUAAACUCUAGAUUUAUGGCUUAUGAGUUUGUUUGCAAGAUCACUCUGUUUUAUUAUUCAGUAUCUGAUUACAAUUUCUCUUUUUGGUGUGUUAUCUACUCUCUAUAUAAACUUUUGGACUUGAAUGAGAUUUCUGUUAAGUUUGCAA